UUCCAACCUCUUUUGAUUCUUGAAUCCAACCUUCAGUCUUUAUAUAUUUAUCAUCGAUUUCCCCAACUGGGUCUCCAAGAAAAAACGACUUAAUUCAAUCCAACCCCCUAGACACAUCGAAAUGCUCGGAUUCAAGACCAUAAAGAAGAAAAUGUGGAUGUUCUCUCUAUAAAAUCCUUCCUCUAAAACCAAACCCUCUUGUCUUUUACCCUCAAAUGGAAGAAAAUAUGAACACAAAAUCAACAUCAUCUCUCUCAGUUGUUAAACUCAUCAGAUUCCCCCUUCGUAUGGUUUCUUUCUGGUUUGCACCCACCAUCCGUCCUCCUGGUCUCGACCCUUAGAAAUUCGUCAUCUUUUUCUCCCUUAAUUUCUCUUUACUUCUCACGAUCGCACACAAAUACACCUAGUAUAAGAUAUAUACAUAUAGCUUUAAAGGGUACUUGGAAAGAUGGAUUUUUAUACAUGGAAUCAGAAAUUUUCGAACUUGGGAUCCAAUCGGAAUGAUAGAUCUUUGGGGAACUCAGAUGGGUUUAGUAGGGAUUGUGGAAAUGCUGAUGGCGUUUUCACGAAAUCUUCACAAUCUUUGGUGUUAAAUGAGCAGAAAGGAGAGCUUGUGAAGGCUGAUGGCAAAGUCAUUGGAAAGAAAAUCGGAUUGAAGUCUGAUGAGAAAGCCAUGGCUGCUUUGAAGAGUCACAGUGAUGCAGAGAGAAGGAGAAGGGAAAGGAUUAAUGCUCAUCUUCACACCUUUCGAGGUCUUGUUCCCUGCACUGAUAAGAUGGACAAAGCCACAUUACUCGCUGAAGUUAUUCGCCAUGUAAAGCAAUUGAAAACAGACGCAAAAGAAGCCAGUAUUGGUUUACUCAUACCAGAAGAUGUCGAUGAACUCAUAAUUGAAAAAGUCAACGGAGGUUUGACUUUCCGUGCGUCUAUCUGUUGUAAGCGCCGGCCCGAGCUCCUAACUGAUUUAAGACGAGCCCUUGAUGCCCUCAAAGUUAACAUCGAGAGGGCAGAAUUGUCAGCUUUAGGAGACCAUAUGAAGAUCGUUUUUUAUUUCACCCGAACCACCACUGCCACAACAGAUGAAGAUCUAGUUAGCUUUGUUCGUGAAGCUCUUAAUUCCGUUAUAGAAAAAGCGCCAUUCUCGCCUGAAUACUCCCCAAGAACAACGCUGCCAAACAAGAGGCGGAGGUACUCUCUAUGAUCGUUCAUACUUAUGAUUAUUCCAUUGAAUCCAAGUUUGAUUUGGUUGAUUUCUCAUGUUUUUCAUGGUGAAAAAUGAGAUCUGUAUAAAGUUCUUUAUGUUUAUGAUCCUAAGACUAAAUAAGGGGUUAUAUACUACCUGCUGCUUACUGGAAGAGGCUCUUAUUACCUUGUCAGAGAUGUUGCUGUUUACCAAGCCCCUCUUAUCGGCCCAUGAUGUUAACCUGGUUAGCUCAAGGGAUUUAGUGUUGACCCAGACAGCACUCUUACUCGAUUAGUGUUUACCGAAUUUGUGUUAGUAAAUGGCUCCUAAGUUUACAUAUUUAUUGAUCAAGGUGGUGUAGAACUUGAUGAUUGGUGUCAAAGUAGGGGUGGUCUUUCUUUGUGGAAUGGAAGUAGAAUCUGUCUGCAAGAGAGGCUACUUGAUCCUACAAUGGCCAUUAUGAUGUUCAUUUGUGUCUUGUAUAUGUAAAUAUUUUGAAAUAUGAAUAUAAUGAUGUUGAUGGUUAAGA
Molecule: messenger RNA, 1712 nt
Organism: Cynara cardunculus var. scolymus (artichoke)
Lineage: Eukaryota; Viridiplantae; Streptophyta; Magnoliopsida; Asterales; Asteraceae
Product: transcription factor bHLH30-like
Exons: 2
Coding region: 449-1201 (250 amino acids)
Biological process (GO): regulation of DNA-templated transcription
Molecular function (GO): DNA-binding transcription factor activity; protein dimerization activity
Source: RefSeq, a predicted model, not a curated record